AUGACGACGCCCGCCAUCCGCAUCCCCUUCACAGGCCCGCUGCCGCCCGCCAUCAUCGUCCCUCCGUCCGCGAGCACCCUUGCCGGAGCCAUCGAUGCCAUUUCUGCCUUCCUGACGGCCUCGCCCUCCCCCCAUCUCCGGGGUGUCGAUGUUGGCCGGUAUUCACAGACCGUCCUGCUGACUGGCGCCGGCAUCUCCGUUGCAUCCGGCCUAUCAGACUAUCGAGGCGAGAAUGGCACCUACCGCAGAAACCAGUCCUACCGACCGAUCUAUUAUCAUGAAUUUAUCUCCCGCCAUGAGUCGCGCAAACGCUACUGGGCGCGCAGCUUCGUCGGCUGGCCGGGGCUCGUAAAGGCGCGCCCAAACUCGACGCACUGGGCCAUCCGCGACCUCGGGGCCAAGGGAUAUCUCAGCUCGGUAGUGACGCAGAACGUCGACUCGUUCCACUCUCUUGCGCACCCGGAACUGUCGACUAUUGAGCUACAUGGGUACCUCCGGUCGGUCGUUUGUACGAGCUGCCGCAAUCAAUUCCCGCGUGCUGACUUCCAGGCUUCUCUGGAGAAGCUGAACCCGGCAUGGGCGGAAUUUCUCGCGCGCGUGGUGGCAUCGGGUGCACUUGACACAGAAAACCCGGAGGAGCAGAGGCAGAAGGGCCUGAAGCUCAAUCCCGAUGGCGAUGUCGAUCUCGCCGAGGCACCGUAUUCGACCUUCCGCUAUCCCUCCUGCCCGACCUGUCUGACAGACCCUCCUAGACUGAAGGAUGGGACCCGAGCUCACGUCGAGGUGGAAAGCGAUGGGGCCUGGAUGCCGACGUCCAACGCCGGGAUCCUGAAACCCGCGGUGAUCAUGUUUGGCGAGAACAUCGAUCCGGCGGUUAAAACCGCGGCCGAGGAGGCGAUUGACGAUGCCGGACGCCUACUGGUGGUCGGGAGCAGUCUGGCCACCUACUCGGCGUGGCGCUUGGUGGAGCGAGCUCGAUCUCAGGGCAUGCCCAUUUCCAUCAUCAAUGUCGGCGGCGUCCGGAAUGAAGCAGUGCUGUUUGCGCAAGAGGGCCAUGCCAAUGUGCGGUGCAGCCAUCCAUCGCAGAGCAUCUUGCCGCAUGUAGUCGAUCGACUUGUGAAUAUCACAUAG
Molecule: messenger RNA, 1131 nt
Organism: Penicillium lagena
Lineage: Eukaryota; Fungi; Ascomycota; Eurotiomycetes; Eurotiales; Aspergillaceae
Product: putative SIR2 family histone deacetylase
Exons: 1
Coding region: 1-1131 (376 amino acids)
Molecular function (GO): NAD+ binding
Source: RefSeq, a predicted model, not a curated record